AUGGAGAAUAUAAAAAUUUAAAAGAUUUUGUGGAUAGACCAGGAUGUUGAAUCUGUGGAAAAUACAAACUAUCUAAACAAAAUAAAAUCUUUGGGCUUAUCUGAUGUUGAAUUACAAUGUUAUAAUAGCGUUGAUGCUGCUAUGAACUACUUGAAGAAAUUACAUUUUGACCAUGUGAGACUUAUUUGCUCUGGAAGACUCAUGGAAAAUCUGCUAUAAGAAAUGACAAAGAACAAACUCCAAGAACAAAAUAACUUGACCUAUACGCUAUUUGUAUUUAGUAUGAACUCGUAACAUUAUAAGGAUAUUUAUGCUAAGCUUCCUGAAGAUCAGAGGAUCUUUUGCACUAAUAAUUGUAGAGUUGGAAAAAUAACUUGUAUGAUGUUCUCUGAUAACUAUGAAGAUAUGUUGAACUAUAUAAAAGCCGGUAAUUACAUCACAUUUAAUUUGAGAUAAAUGUCUUAGUAUAAGCAAUAGUUAAUUUAAGUUGGUGAAUCUUCUGGUUUGUUUGAAUAUAGCAAUGAUGUGUAGAUUUUACCUGCCAUUGAUUUGACAGGGAAAAGCAAUAAAAAGCUAAGUAAUAGCAAUGUUGAUUUUAUUGGUUAUCAAAAUAAUAUUUACACUUAGGUUCCUAAAUUAGCUUAUUUAAUUAGACUCCCUUCUAAGAAAUAUCAAUUAGAUAACUUGAGCAAGUUAUUAACUUGUGUUUUCAAGGUUGGAGAAGACUUUGAUCUCACAGAAAAUGAGUUAUUACAGAUUUUGAGAUAUUUUUGGAUUUCUUCAACUUGCUGGAAAAACGAGUAAGUUGAUAAGUAUUUGUUGAGACUUUGGACUGAAGAGAGCAAAUUCUAUAAGAUAUUUAAUGAAGUUCUAAUCUCAGCUAACGAAAAAGCUAUGAGCUACUUCCGCCAUUUAGUCUAUAGAUAUUUCCAAAUCUUCUAAUCUAAAAAAUAUCCUUAUUACAUAGGUACUGUUUACAGAGGUAUUUAAGUAACUAAUGAAUAAUUAUAAUAACUUCUUUAAUUUGUGGGAGAAACGAUUUACUUUACUACUUUCUUGUCAACCUCUAAAAGCAGAGAUAGAGCUUUUAAGGGUAAUGUGCUUUUUGAGAUAGAAACCAUUUCAAAAGACACUAUGGAUAAGCUAAUUUUCAACUAAAAUGUGGAUAUUUCUUCCUUUUCAAUGUAUCCUCAAGAACAAGAAGUUUUAUUUUUACCUCUUGAUGUAUUUACAGUAAAAUCCCAUAGAAUAGAAGGAAAUCUAAAUAUUUUUAAUCUUGUUGAAAACUCUGGUCUUCCAUUUUAGCUCACUGCUUACUAUCUAGGAAAAUGA
Molecule: messenger RNA, 1332 nt
Organism: Tetrahymena thermophila SB210
Lineage: Eukaryota; Ciliophora; Oligohymenophorea; Hymenostomatida; Tetrahymenidae
Product: NAD:arginine ADP-ribosyltransferase
Exons: 1
Molecular function (GO): NAD+-protein-arginine ADP-ribosyltransferase activity
Source: RefSeq, a predicted model, not a curated record